This is a messenger RNA of Leptinotarsa decemlineata (Colorado potato beetle), 4384 nucleotides long. It is a transcript of the gene Lrp4, whose product is annotated as LDL receptor related protein 4. Gene Ontology annotation, molecular function: protein binding; hormone binding; calcium ion binding. The record is from RefSeq and is a predicted model, not a curated record. Gene Ontology annotation, biological process: receptor-mediated endocytosis. Gene Ontology annotation, cellular component: plasma membrane; apical plasma membrane; signaling receptor complex. NCBI's taxonomy places the organism in Eukaryota, Metazoa, Arthropoda, Insecta, Coleoptera, Chrysomelidae.
GUUAUACCGGUGAAUGGAAUAAAAUCAGCCGUUGCCAUCGCGUGGGAUUCGAAAUCGGACUGGAUAUAUUGGACAGACGUGGAAAGAAAUUCUCUGAAUCGUGCAUGCUGGAAUGGUUCUCUCCAGGAAGUAUUGAUUCAUUCCAAUAUAAUAUCCCCAGCUGGUAUAUCUUUGGAUUGGGCAACAGAUAAAAUAUACUGGACCGAUGCAGGAACUAACAGAAUCGAAGUAGCCAACACCAAUGGAUCCAUGCGGUCUUUAUUAAUAUGGGAAGACCUCGAUAAACCAAGAGAUAUUGUUGUUGAUCCGCAAGCUGGAUUCAUGUAUUGGUCUGAAUGGGGAGAAAAACCGAAAAUAGAACGCGCCAAUAUGGAUGGUACGAACCGAUUUGAAAUUGCUAGCAGUAAUCUGACAUGGCCUAAUGGAUUAGCGGUCGAUCACUCAACGGAAACAAUAUACUGGACAGAUGCGGGAUCACGAAGCAUAGAGUACGCCAACUUGGACGGUUCCAACAGAAAAGUUCUAUUAGCCGGUAGCAGCAUUCCACACCCAUUUGGUCUGGAUGUUUUCGGGAACCACAUCUACUGGACCGACUGGGAAACGAAAAAUAUCGAGAGGGCUAACAAACUGACCGGGCUGAAUCGUACCGUUUUGUCCAGCAACAUGAUCAAUCUUAUGGAUGUCAAGGUUUUCCACCGAAACAGGAAACAGAUCAGACACCCCUGUAGCAAUAACAAUGGGGGGUGUACCCAUCUCUGUUUAUUGAAACCGAAAGGUCACGCAUGUGCCUGCCCGACAGGAAUAAAAUUGGAGGAUGAUGGUAAAUCUUGUGCAAACGGUCCUGUUAACUUUCUGAUAAUGGCCCAUCGCAUGGACAUCAGACAGAUAUCUCUGGACGUGCCAUACAUGGUUGAUGUUGUAAUGCCCCUACCACCAUUGAAAAAAGCUACUUCUGUCGACGUGGACAGAAAAACUGGGGAGAUAUAUUGGACAGACACCGCAAGAGACAUAAUUCAGAAAGCUGCUCCGGAUGGUACAAAUAUGGAGGUGAUAAUAAUGAAUGAGAUGGAAGCUCCUGAUGGAAUAGCGAUCGAUUCAACUGGAAGAAAGAUGUACUGGACCGACGGUGAAAGAAAUAGUGUCGAAGUUGCAGAACUGAAUGGAAAGAACCGGAAAGUACUUUUUCACAGAGAUUUGGAUAAUCCCAGAGCAAUCACAUUACAUUACCAUCAUGGGUUAAUGUUCUGGUCAGAUUGGGGAAAACAAGGCAAAAUUGAAGUGGCUUACAUGGAUGGAACUAAUAGGAAAACCCUCAUAUCUAAAAACCUAAACUGGCCCAACGGCCUAGCUAUCGAUCGCCCAUCUAACCGUUUGUUCUGGAACGACGCCAAACUAAACACAAUCGAGUCUAGCGAACUCAAUGGAAAAGACCGUAAACUUGUAAUAAGAGACGUACAGCACCCAUAUGGCUUAGUGGUCGUAGGCAACCACAUCUACUGGACUGACUGGCAAACUAAGGCGCUACACAGAGCAGACAAAAACACCGGGGCAGAUCCGACCACAAUCCGAGACAAACUCGAAGGACUCAUGGAUGUUAGAUCGGUACAAAGCGAUAAUAUAGCGGAAAACGCUUGCGGAAAAAAUAAUGGUGGAUGCUCGCAUUUAUGUCUGAGAAAUCCUCACUCAUACAGCUGCGCUUGUCCCACAGGCAUUAGUAAAUCCAAACUAAGUACCAAACAAUGCGAGUUGAUUCCAAAAACAUUCCUUUUGCUUGCCACGAGAUUCGCUCUGAGUCAGAUCAGCCUAGAUACCGACGACGCUUGGGAUACUACUCUGCCCAUAGAAGAAAUUCACAAUGUUAUAGACGUCGAUUUCCACUGGGAAAAAAAGUUGAUUUUUUACACUGAUAUCGGGCGAAACGUCAUCCAAAGCGUUUCCAUGUAUAACUUAUCGGAAAUCAAAACUAUCGCCAGCAUAAACAUAUCCGCUCCGGAUGGCUUAGUUGUUGAUUGGAUCGCCAACAACAUCUACUGGACUAAUACAGGUAACAAAAUCAUUGAAGUAGCAAGACUGGAUGGAUCCCACCGCAAAACCAUCAUUAAAGAUUUUCUCCAUGAUCCACGAUCUAUAGCGGUUUUCCCAAAGAAAGGCUUUUUAUUUUGGACAGACUGGGGAGCCCCAAAAAUAGAAAGGUCACACCUGGACGGUUCGAAUAGGAAGAAUUUGGUCAGCGAUGAAAUGACUUUUCCGAUAGGUUUAUGCAUAGACUACGUUGGUAGGAGGCUGUACUGGAUCGACGCAAAACAAAAUGCAGAAAAAAUAGAAACGACAGACUUGCACGGAUAUAAUCGAGUCAUGCUGAAUAUUCAAGCCACGCAUCCAUUUUCACUGACACAGUUUGAGGAGUACAUAUAUUGGACUGACUGGAGACAAAAAACCGUCAUUCGAGCAGAAAAAACGACAGGUAAAGAUGCGAUUACAGUAAGACCACAACUGGACGGUGCUAUGGGUAUAACGAUGGUUACGGAAAAAAGGCAAUUGGGAUGGAACCCCUGCGCAGUUGACAAUGGAGGUUGUACACAUUUAUGUCUAUUUAGAUUGAGGAACUAUACAUGUGGGUGUCCAGAGAAAUACGAUCCUACAUGUAAAACAGAACCAAAUUAUGUAGUUUCUUCGAAAUGUCCCUCGGAAGGUAACUUCAAAUGCGACAACGAGGAAGAAGGCGAUUAUUAUGAGGAAAUUGAUCUUCCUAACCCAUUCGACGAGGAGUCAGAAACGAAGACGGCAAAUAACUCCAACACUUUCUAUAUAAUGACGAUGGUACCAAUGUUUUUCAUAAUACUUGUCUGUAUAAUAUUGGUAGUAUUUUUGCUGAUCAAAAAAGGAAAGAAGAAAUAUGUUUACGGAGCCAGCAGAAGUUUCUCCAAUCCCAAUUACUACUCGCCAAACGCCGAUCCCAGUUCAGUACCACCAAAUAAUGGAAAGUUUAUAUGGAAGAGGCUCAAAUAUGACAAGUCUCAGGAACGAGUGUAUGAAGAAACUGUCGGAAUGAGUAGUCCAGAAAUAGCCAGCUUAAUUCCGACGAUUUUAACUCCAUGCAGCUCCAACUGCGAAACGGUAACCCCAGACAUCGAGAGGUCACCAUCAGUAACACCCUUACAUAAAACUGAUAUCAUCGAGUCGGUCGCAUUAAAAAUCAAAGAGAAGUAAUUUAGUCACCUAUCAAAAACGCACCGAUUAAACCUGGUAAAUGAGAAUCAUUAACGUGUGUACAUAUAAAAAAUUGUCAAAUUAAGGUGACUGACAAUAAAAUUGUAAUAAUAGUUAAAAACCGUUAUCCAUUGUCAACGUAAUUGUGCCAAAACGGAAGAUCUGAAUGAAAGAUUUCGUGUUAGAAAGAUUUAUUUUUAUUCAAAAACAUUCCAAGUAAUUCCAGCACGGUUACUGAUAACUAUUGUACACUGUUUUGUUAUUUUUCGAAUAUUUCUAUAACAGUACAAUUUGAAUUUUCACAGAUCUAUGAUAUUUAAUAGAUGUUACAUAUCUCGUUAUGAAAAUAAAUUGUUUGAGAUUUGUGGAAUUAUAAAUAUGAUAAUGUUUUGUAUGUAACUUCAUAUCACGUUUCCAUGAUCCAAGAAAAUAAUAAUAAUUGUUUAAUGUUUCAGAUAUAUUUGUUUAUAGGUAAUUCACUUACUUAUGAAUGUAUGUUGUACAAUAUUUAGAAAAAUAUUAUUUUUAUAAAUAGAAUGACAGUUUUUAAACGAUUCUAAGACUGAAGAUAGGAUUUGUUGAAUGAUACUUUCUAUACAUGGAGGAAUAUAUUGCGAGUCACUGCAACAUAUUCGUCUACAUUGUCAACUGUGUGAAAAGGAAGUGUGUGUAUUUUUUUCACAAGAUAUUCGAUGAGCAUAAUCUUCCAUGGCUCAGGAUGAUUAUACUUUGAACGAAUAUAUAUAUAAAAUUAUCAUUUUGGGGUUCAAAAUCACUGUCCCAAGAUAUGUACAAGGAAUUCAAUCAAACUGACAAAUGAUAAAAAAUGAUGUCCGGUAUGUUAAUUUUAAUUACUUUUAAUCGACAUUAACGUCUAGCUCAAUGUACUUGAAAACAAGAUACAACAAAUGAUUAUAUUUCAUUCAAUGAAAACGUUUAUAUAAUAGAUAGUAUAUCACAAAAUUUAGUACGAAAAACGUUAUUUUCUGUAAAAAUAAAAUCAAGAUAAUUUCCUUACCCAACAUAAGUAAUUUAGAAAUGUUCUUGAAUGUUUUUAAAAUGUUAAGACAUAUUUAUAGAGUUAUUUAUGUUCACAUAUGACAAAAAUCAUGUAGAUUCAUGAAUCUUGUCAUAAGCCUCCGAUAAGAAACAUGAGAAUAAAUUUUCAAUGUUG